CUCCUAUACCAUGGACCUGUUCCUGACCUACCGCACUCGCUCUUCCCGCUGAGUCCCGAUCCCAGAUCGCAAUGCAUACAAGAUGUCUGCCCUGACUUCAGUCUGGUGGCCUGGAGAUCGCGUGAAGGCGACCAUCUGUCCCGACUAUGUCUUCAAUCACCUCCCUCCCAGUACUUUACCACGUCUGGUCUCUCCCUUGCCUUGGGGGGAAGGUCUGACCAACGAAACCUAUCUCGAUUGGAUCCUGGAAAAAGCGGGGAGACUCUUUCUUAUCUUGGUUGAUAUUGGAAUCCCCGAGCGCAUCUUUCACCUGGUAGACGAAUCGCUAGAUGACACCGAUCUCCCCAUUGCUGCACACAGCGUCGACCGUCUGCAGCUGUCAGCGAAUGGGCUGAAUAACGAGCUCGACUCCAAGUUCUUUCUCGCCCAAUGGCGCUUCGUCGUGCGGGGGAUCAGUGAGGGGAGUCAUGUGGCAUAUACGGAGAAUGAGGGUGUUCCGGUGGAAGCCAUUCAGACAGGAACUGCCUUGGCGAGAGAGGGGGUCGAGAAGGUCGUCCUGGCGGGCUCCGUCUGUCGCGUCUUGCUGCGCACCCAAGUAACCAUCGGGGGCGCACCGCAUUUCUUCGAUGAACAAGAAGUCCUGGAGGAGAUCCGCUCUCUGAGGAGACUAGCCCACGACCACGUUUACUCAAUCUACGCCUCCUACUUUGCGGACAAUACCGUCUGUAUUCUCUUCUCCGGUAUUUAUGAGAGGAAUCUCAUGUCCCUCCUGACCGAUGUUCCCCAGUCCUUCAAACGCCUCCCAAAAGAACGGCGUCGCCAGAUUCUGGUCAACUGGCCACAUUGUUUAGCGCAUGGCCUAUCGUGGCUACAUGCACAUGGCCAAGUCCACGGCCUCAUUCGUCCGUCUAACAUCCUUGUCGAUUCCGAUUUUCGAAUAUUUAUUGGCCAAUUCGAGGCAUUGGACACCUUAUUGCCUCCAGUCAAAGUCGACGACGUCGAGUCUUAUCAGUAUGGGCCUCCUGAACGCUGGGUACGCUCCAUAAGUGUACAGAAUAGUGGCCAGACAGCAACUGUCCUCCCAUCGGGCGGCCGAACAGGUCGUAAACUGGACGCCCGCCCGACCAGGCUGAGUUGGGCUCGCCUGAGAGACCUACAUAUCGCUGACCCGGAGAUGUUGAGUCCACCGCCGGAGUCAGUCGCUUCCCACGGUACCGUAAUCCGCGUUGGACCCCCGGGCUCUUCCUCGCGGUUUUCCUUUGGCAUUUCUUCUUCUUCCUCCGGCUCUAGCAGCGGCAGUUCCCGCAAGCAUAAUAUCUCUAUGAAACGCCCCAUUCUCUAUACCCCAUCUAUCACCUCUUCCACCUCGUCCGGCUCUUCGGGUCAGGGUUCUAUGAUCUACAAUUCUGUUGGGCUGCCGACGGCCCACACCAGCGGCGGAGCGCUUGUUCAGGUGUGGCAGUCUCAACAGACCGAUCCAGAGGCCUCCGACAUAUUCUCCCUAGGGGCAGUAAUUCUAGAUAUAUUGACCUUUAUGUGCAAGCGAAAGAUCUCUGCUUUUGCUAGCCAUCGUGGCGCGAAGAAUCGCACCGCUGGCCGCGGCGGGGGUGCCGCAGACUGCUCUUUCCACUUCGAUCGUAAUAUCGGCCAAGUGAGCUCGUGGAUCACCCUCUUGGACAGUGACGCAAAGAAGCGCAAAGACCCGGUUUUCCAGGCUAUUCGGCCGAUGCUUGCUAUGUCUCGGGAUAUGCUCUGCCGGGAUCCAUCCGGCCGACCUUCUGCCUUCCAAGUUGAACAGUUGUUCUCCUGUGCGAUCAAAAAGACAGAGGAAAAGGUUGCCCUUCACUGCAAGUCCAACUUGUGUCCCCGUCCCCGAGGGCGACCUAAUCAACCGCCUUUGCCAAAACCAGAUAGACUGGCUGUCCCCCGGGUGGCAUCUCGUUCGCGAUCGACUUCCCCAGCCAGCUCAUGCAAAAAUCUUUUGUAUCCUGAAUCGACAUCUACCACGAACCCCAGCUCCUCUGACUACGCAGAUUCCUACGUAAACAGCGACACGGAUAUUGAUCACCGUGAGUAUAAACCAAAGAUAUCGACCAAAAUGCGCUGGAUCUCUCCAGAUCGGGGAUCAAGUCCAGUCACGGCCAAUGAUCCAUCCUGGAACUACGGCAACGUUGUUGGGCGUUGACACCUUUUAUCUUCAUCUACUUUCUGCCCGUUUUCCUUCUGUCUUCUCACUUGGACAAAUACCCCUUUUGCAAUUUCUGGGGCUUUUUUUUUUUUUUUUUUUU
Messenger RNA from Aspergillus ochraceoroseus IBT 24754, 2288 nucleotides. RefSeq names its product protein kinase domain-containing protein. Gene Ontology annotation, cellular component: cytoplasm; nucleus. Lineage: Eukaryota; Fungi; Ascomycota; Eurotiomycetes; Eurotiales; Aspergillaceae. Gene Ontology annotation, biological process: protein phosphorylation; mitotic DNA damage checkpoint signaling. Gene Ontology annotation, molecular function: protein serine/threonine kinase activity; ATP binding. Bases 83 to 2185 code for a protein of 700 amino acids. The record is from RefSeq and is a predicted model, not a curated record. The transcript has a single exon.